UGGGGCCCCGUCUGUUGACUAAAAAUGUGACAACAUUUAACCCCAAAAUUGAGCAAAAAUAGUCAAAAUUAGUCUUCACAUACAUGUCCUACAAAUAGUAUAGCUGUUUGUUAGUCAAACUGCUAAGCAUAUAUUCAGCUUCCAGCUAUUAUUUCCGCCAUGGGCGAGUCGUCACGACGCUCGACGGCGGCUCAGUUUUUUGAGGAUGAAGAUCGAGAAAGUGCCAAAAUGUCAGUCUACGACAAGGUGGUUGACUUGCUUAAUCAAGCCUCCUUGAUGUCGAAGGAUGCAGAAAAAGUGAAUGUCCUGAAACAGGUUCAGGAGUUGAUCAUCAUGAAAGAAUCUAAUCUCCUUGACAACUUCUUCGACGAGGUAAUGGCAUUCCAAACAGGAUCUGUUGAUGUGAAGAAAUGUAUAAUUGGUUUCAUGGAGGAAGCAUGUAAGAAGGAUCCAGAGCUUCUGCCAAAGGUGUUGCCCUCUAUGCAGCAUCUGUUGAAUGAUGAGAAUGUGAAUGUCCAGAAGAAGGUCAUCCUGUCCCUGUCCAGUGUAUACAGGGCUCUUAUACUGUGGCUGAGUAUGGCAAAGAGCCCAACAGGAGAGAUGACACAGGUCUGGGAUAUAAUGGCCCGCAUGAAGAAACGCAUCUAUGACAUGCUUGACUCCGACAAUGAUGGGAUAAGAACCCACUGUGUGAAAUUCACGGAAGGACUGGUGCUAACACUAUCCAAGAAAUCUGAGGAUUCUGAGCUACCGAAGGUCGUGCGUGCUAAUGAGGUGAGCUUGGACAUGCUGCCAGAUACGAACAAGUACUUGAAGGUUCACAAGCUGGAGGAGGAGGGCAAGAAGAUGUUUGAUGCCCUACUGCAGUUCCAGGCAUCCCCACAUAUAUCAAGUAUCAAUUUGAUGACAGUGAUGAAUGCUCUGUGCAACAUUGCCAAACAGAGACCCACAUUCUUCAGCCGUGUGGUGCAGGCCUAUGAAAGUCUGCAUGUGAACCUGCCACCCACCCUGGCAGAGUCGCAGGUGACGAGUGUGCGCAAGAACCUGAAGCAGCAGAUGUUGUCGCUCCUCAAACAUCCUCACUCAAUAGACUUCCUCACCAACAUCACCACCCUGCUUACCGACCUUGGAGCCACACAGUCAGAGGUGUUGAAGGUGAUGCCCAAAGUGGAGGAGUCACGGAAAAGGAAGCGACCUGAGGCUGACACCUCCAUCAAGAAGAUCAAGAUUGACAGGGAUGAUGAUGAAGAGGAUUUAGGGCUGACACCCUGGACAGACCGGGCUACGGAUAAGAAGCUGGCCACUGUUAACAUGAGACAGACAGCCAUCGACAUCACUGCGGAGGACGUCACACCUCGUCUCACGGCCGUCAACGUGGCAGAUCUUGUCCUCAUCAGUAUGGCAAUGUUGCCGGACACGAUGCCUCCUCAUUUCCAAGCCACCUACACACCCAUAGCUGCUGCAGGCACAGACGGCCAAAAAGGACAUAUGGCUCGCCUCCUGGCUACACAGCUAACGUCUGCAGGCAUGGGAAAGGGUAUCGCAGAGAUACAAAGGGACCAGGCGGCUCAAAAGCGCGGCCCUCUUGAUGGUGGCGAGACACCAGCCUUCCAGGGAACAUCUCCUAAACAGCUUAUCUCUACAGUGGUUGGUGGUCAGAGUGGAACAACGAAGUUGGAUCUCCUAAACAAGGCUAUGCUGCCUCCCCCACCAAUGUUUCCAUCGAAGCGAGGAGUGAAGCACUUCAAGCUUGCUUCUGUCACCCACUCCCUUGAGCCGGAGAAGAUUGACUCACUUUCUGUCAUGGCUAUAGAGAGGGUUUUGGAUGGGGAAAGGAAAGCAACUCUCGGAAAUGCCCUUCAAGCACGGACCAAGAUUCUCUCAUGUAUAGUCACACAGUUUGGAGGAGAGUUCAAAGAAAUUUUAAAGAAUUACAUUUUCUCUGACCUGCGAAACCGUGUGGAUCUGGCAUUCUCAUGGCUUUACCAGGAGUAUGCUAUGAGUAUGAACAUGGUGACGGUGGUGGGGGAGGGGGGCCGACAGAACAUGACCAGCUACGACGAGUGCCUCACCAUUAUACUGGACGGCCUCCUUAAGGUCACUGACACCAAGGAGGCGAUAUUUCAUAAAGUGUUCCUGGAGGCUCCAGCCAUCACUGAUAAUGCACUGUAUAUACUGAGAAGAUUCUGUCUAGAUGAUACACGUGUUGAAUCUGGCCUGCAGACAUUGCAGACAUUAAUCAUGACGAGACCAGCACAUAGAUUGCGCUACCUUGAUGUUCUUCUCGAGUUUACAUCCAGUGACCACAAUGAGUUGCGUAGUCAGGCAAUAGAUGUCACCAAGAACUUGUAUGAAACUCAGCAAGCUCAUCAUGCUAUUGAGUACUACGCUGUGCAGAUGUUGAAGUAUCUGCUACUGCCGAGACCUUCACCCGAACUGUACGCCAAACUGAGGGGGAGACAAGAGGCACCAGACUCGUGGAAUGAGGAUGCCAUCAAGAUGUCCCUUUACCUGUACCUUGGCCUCCUACCUUCCAACCAUAAACUCAUACAUGAAUUAGCCACAGUGUAUACUUCAACAAAUGCAGAUAUUAAAAGGACCAUAUUGAGGAUGUUGGAAGCGCCUGUGAAAGGUAUGGGUAUGGACUCCCCGGAGCUGCUCUUGUUUGUGGAGAACUGUCCUAAGGGAGCGGAGACCCUCGUCACCCGUGUCAUUCACAUCCUCACAGACAAAGCUGCCCCGUCUCCAGAGCUAGUUGAGAGAGUGAGGGACUUGUAUCACAAGCGUGUGCCAGAUGUGCGCUUCCUCAUCCCCGUCCUCAUCGGCCUCAACAAGAAAGAAGUUAUUGCAGCGCUUCCCAAGUUAAUCAAACUGAACCCUGUAGUUGUUAAAGAAGUAUUCAACAGACUGCUAGGCGGCCAUGGAGACGUAGUGUACCAGUCCCCAUUGACCCCGGCAGAGCUGCUUAUCGCCCUUCACAACCUCGAUGACAAGGCUGACAUGAAGACUACCAUCAAAGCGACAAACCUGUGUUUUGGUGAGAAGAAGGUGUACACCCAGGAGGUGUUGGCCCUGGUGAUGCAGCAGCUAAUGGAGCAGACCCCGCUACCCACGCUCUUCAUGCGCACUGUACUGCAGGCUCUCUCCAUGUUCCCUAGGCUCCUUGGGCUGGUACUCAACAUUCUACAGAGGCUUAUACCUAAACAGGUGUGGAAGCAGAAGAAGGUUUGGGAAGGUUUUGUGCGUUGCUGCCAGAGGACAAAGCCUAACUCAUUCCAAGUGUUACUGCAGCUGCCAGUCGACCAGCUCAAGGAUGUGUUCAACAUAUGCCCUGACCUCCGGGAACCACUCCUGGAACACGUCAACAAACUCACGGAAACACAGCGAUCUCACCUGUCAACGGCGACUCUGACUGUACUGGAGACAGACCCGCAGAUUGAGAAGCAGGCAGAGGAGGCCAGGCUUGCCAACGAGGAGCGACUGAGGCGCGAGGCAGAGGAGAUGCUGCAAAUACGACGCGAGGCAGAGGAGAGGGGCACAGAAGGAACGAGACAUAGAGGUGAGCAGGAAGACAAAAGGCGAGAGAGAGGUAGGUCUCGUUCCCCAGUAAGAGACCGCAGGUCUCCUGGCAGGGACCGUCGCUCACGAAGUCGAGAACGGGACAGACGAUCACCAGGGCGUGACAGAAGAUCGCCCCGUCGCUCGCCUGUCCGAGACAGGAGGUCCCCGGGACGAGACAGACCAGCCAAGGAGAACCGUGUACCAACACAUGACCCCAGUGAACCCUCUAAACCAGAACUAGCCGACCCAUCAGAGCCUCCGAGAGAGCGUCGUGACAGGCCUUCAGAGGUGAGAGACAGACGCGAAUCUCGUGACAAGAUGGCUGCCAUGAACCCACCGGCCGACAUCACAGAUCUGACCGCGGACCUGCCUGUAACUCGCCGCAGGACAGGCGAUCGGUCAGCAGAUGUUUUGAGGAACCCGAGCCCAAACCUUCGUAACCCAUCACCUGGCCCAGAUGGGGAGGUGGUGGUCAAGGCUGAACCCUCAGAUAAGGGAUAUGAGAGGAGCAGCAGUAAGCCCUAAUGUUUGCUGACAUCUUUAUGUGAACCAGAAUGACAACAGAAAAAAACGCAGCAUGAUGAGAACCAGCUUCUAUGUCAAGAUGGCAUUUCUUGGAUGGCAUCACGUGUAUGACUUCAGUGAUUUUGAUCAGUGUUCAUCCAAAUGAACAUUAUCAAGAAUAUUAUGAAUAGAUUCUUAAGUAUGCUAUGUAUGUACUGAACAUGG
Molecule: messenger RNA, 4290 nt
Organism: Mya arenaria
Lineage: Eukaryota; Metazoa; Mollusca; Bivalvia; Myida; Myidae
Product: symplekin-like
Exons: 35
Coding region: 160-4086 (1308 amino acids)
Cellular component (GO): mRNA cleavage and polyadenylation specificity factor complex
Source: RefSeq, a predicted model, not a curated record